GCGCCAGGCCCGGGCAGUGCCGCGGCAGGCCCGGCCCAGCCCAGAGCAGCAGCAUGGCAGAGCACAGCGAGCUGCAGCAGCGGAUCCUCAGCAACGACCUGCACACCAAGGAGAUCGACCUGGUCAACAGGGACCCCAAGCACAUCAACGAGGACGUGGUGAAGGUGGAUUUUGAGGAUGUGAUAGCUGAGCCCGUGGGCACGUACAGCUUCGAUGGCGUGUGGAAAAGCAGCUACACCACCUUCACCGUCAGCAAGUACUGGUGCUACCGGCUGCUCUCCGCCCUGCUGGGCAUCCCCCUGGCCGUGCUCUGGGGCUUCCUCUUCGCCCUCAUCUCCUUCUGCCACAUCUGGGCAGUGGUGCCCUGCAUCAAGAGCUACCUGAUCGAGAUCCAGUGUGUCAGCAGGAUCUACUCCCUGUGCAUCCACACCUUCUGUGACCCGCUCUUCGAGGCGCUCUCCAAGAUCUGCAGCAACAUCCGAGUCGCUGUCCGCAGGGAGAUUUAGCUCCUGGAGCUGCCCCGACAGCCUGGCACAGCCCCCUCUGUGCAGGCUGCCUGUCCUUGGGCAAUGGACACCCCUGUGCAGUGAGGGAGGUAUUCAUGGACACCCCUGUCCAGUGGGUACCUGCCCAUGGACACAUCUGUCCAGUGAGGAACCGCACAUGGACACACCUGUCCACUGAGAGACCUGCCUGUGGACACCCCUGUCCAGUGAGGGAGGUGUUUAUGGACACCCCUGUCCACUGAGAGACCUGCCCAUGAACACCCCUGUCCAGCGAGGGAUCUGCCCAUGGACACACCUGUCCAGUGAGGGCUCUGCCCAUGGACACCCCUGUCCAGUGGGUACCUGCCCAUGGACACACCUGUCCAGUGGGUACCUGCCCAUGGACACACCUGUCCAGUGAGGGAUCUCUCAUGGACACACCUAUCCAGUGGGUACCUGCCCAUGGACACACCUGUCCAGUGAGGGAUCUGCUCAUGGACACACCUGUCCAGUGGGAACCUGCCCAUGGACACACCUGUCCAGUGGGAACCUGCACAUGGACACACCUGUCCAGUGAGGGAUCUGCUCAUGGACACCCCUGUCCAGUGAGGGCUCUGCCCAUGAACACACCUGUCCAGUGGGUACCUGCACAUGGACACACCUGUCCAGUGAGGGAUCUCUCAUGGACACCCCUGUCCAGUGGGUACCUGCCCAUGGACAGUGAGGGACCUCCCUCAGAGCAGUUAUUAUUUGUGACAAACAAUUGCUGUGUGGCAGCUUCUGCAUUAAACUGCUGCCCAAAACUCUUAGGGAUGGAAACUAAACCAAACCUUAUUUUCAUUUGCAUUUCAGCCAAGCUGUGACAGCCAGCCCAGCCCAUGUGUGACAUGUUGUGUCUGCUCUGAGAGCCUGAGCUGAUCCUGGGCCAGCGCCCAAGCAAACCCGCCUGGGGCACUUGGAUGCUCAAUUAUCACUUAAUUAAUUGUGCAGCAUCGUGAAGAGCCGUGGCAGGGUCAGGGCAGGGUCAGGGCAGGAUCCAGGGGAGGGUCCAGGCAGGGUCCAGGGCAGGAUCCAGGGCAGGAUCCAGGCAGGAUCCAGGGCAGGGUCCAGGGCAGGAUCCAGGCAGGAUCCAGGGGAGGGUCCAGGCAGGGUCCAGGGCAGGAUCCAGGGCAGGAUCCAGGCAGGGUCCAGGCAGGAUCCAGGGCAGGAUCCAGGGCAGGAUCCAGGCAGGAUCCAGGGCAGGGUCCAGGGCAGGAUCCAGGCAGGAUCCAGGGCAGGAUCCAGUCAGGAUUCAGGGCAGGGUCCAGGGCAGGAUCCAGGCAGGAUACAGGCAGGGUCCAGGGCAGGAUCCAGGCAGGAUCCAGGGCAGGGUCCAGGGCAGGAUCCAGGCAGGAUCCAGGGCAGGAUCCAGUCAGGAUUCAGGGCAGGGUCCAGGGCAGGAUCCAGGCAGGAUCCAGGCAGGAUCCAGGGCAGGAUCCAGGGCAGGAUCCAGGCAGGAUCCAGGCAGGAUCCAGGGCAGGGUCCAGGCAGGAUCCAGGCAGGAUCCAGGGCAGGAUCCAGGCAGGGUCCAGGGCAGGAUCUAGGGCAGGGUCCAGGGCAGAAUCCAGGCAGGAUCCAGGGCAGGAUCCAGGCAGGAUCCAGUCAGGAUUCAGGGCAGGGUCCAGGGCAGGAUCCAGGCAGGGUCCAGGCAGGAUCCAGGCAGGGUCCAGGCAGGAUCCAGUCAGGAUCCAGGGCAGGGUCCAGGGCAGGGUCCAGGCAGGGGGAGCCAGCCCUGAGCGUGGCCCUGAGCUGGGGCUGUGGGGGGACACGGAGCUUUUGGGAGCCCCACUUGAGAGACAAGCUGGGCUCUGAGCUGAGCCUGGGCUCGUUCCUCAGGGACACCUUCCCUCCACACGUGUUCAGGGGCUGCAGCCACUGCAGGGUGUGCCCCCACGGGCCAGGGCUGUCCCUCCCGUGGCCUGGGUGCAGCGAGGGGCUGCAGCAGGGCAGGAUGGCACUGACCCCCCGGCAGGAGGGGCUCCCACCCUCCCUGAGCACCCCCAGGGGAUGGGAGGGCGGGGGAAGGAGCCUCUGCCAGGACCCUGCUGAUCCAGCUCCAGGGGUAGACAGAGGGGCAAGGGCUGCAGUUCAGAGCUGUUUCCUCCCUGUGCUCUCAGUUAAUGUCAAUUAAUCUGUCAGUCCCUCUUCCACAGAGCUGCACUUUCACUCUGAGGCCCUUGAACGUUCUUCUGGCUCCAGCCUUAAGUGCCCUGCUGAGGUCUCGUUGUUCAGAGGCUGCUCUGUGUCUCUGUGUCUGCCUUCCCUUGGAGCCCAGGGCUCCUCUAGUGCCGUGCCAGGGUGAGACACAGCCAGGGUUUUCACUGGAGCUCUUCCAAGGGCUGGGGAUUGUGUACUGCUGUUAUUCCAUGGCAAUGUGGUACCCAAGCCCCAGCAAUGUCAGGCUCCAAGAAGAACAGGGUGAUU
Messenger RNA from Oenanthe melanoleuca, 2948 nucleotides. It is a transcript of the gene CAV3, whose product is annotated as caveolin 3. Lineage: Eukaryota; Metazoa; Chordata; Aves; Passeriformes; Muscicapidae. Gene Ontology annotation, molecular function: transmembrane transporter binding; connexin binding; molecular adaptor activity. The transcript has 2 exons. Gene Ontology annotation, cellular component: caveola. The coding region runs from base 54 to 506 and encodes 150 amino acids. The record is from RefSeq and is a predicted model, not a curated record. Gene Ontology annotation, biological process: caveola assembly; regulation of membrane depolarization during cardiac muscle cell action potential.